Molecule: messenger RNA, 1871 nt
Organism: Lactuca virosa
Lineage: Eukaryota; Viridiplantae; Streptophyta; Magnoliopsida; Asterales; Asteraceae
Source: the annotation of a GenBank genome assembly
UCUAUCAUACUCCACUACACUCCACCCCACACUUCACGAGUUCAGUCUCUUUCAAGCUCACAAACGCACUUUCACCUCUGUAGCUAUCAAUGGCAGCGGUCGGAGCCUUGAAGCCACCUCUUUGCUUCUCUUCUUCCUCCGGCAUUGCUGCCGAACGGAGAGACCUCAGCUCUUCGUCGUCGUCCUUUCGGAGUUUAUCGUUUGCUUCGUCUCAUCUGUCCGGAGACAAGGUAUCUUCGGUAUCAUCCGUGCGACCACGCCGUCAUGGAGGUAGAGCUUCGGUGGUUGUUUCUCCCAAAGCUGUUUCCGAUUCCAAAAAUUCGCAGACAUGUCUUGAUCCUGACGCUAGUCAAAGUGUUCUUGGGAUAAUACUUGGAGGUGGAGCUGGGACACGUCUUUACCCUUUAACAAAGAAGAGGGCAAAGCCUGCUGUUCCUUUAGGAGCAAACUACAGGCUUAUCGACAUUCCUGUAAGCAACUGUUUAAACAGCAACAUAUCAAAGAUUUAUGUUCUUACACAGUUCAAUUCUGCAUCACUCAAUCGCCACCUGUCACGUGCUUAUGCAAGCAACAUGGGUGGCUACAAGAACGAAGGGUUUGUUGAAGUCCUUGCUGCUCAACAAAGCCCAGAAAAUCCAAACUGGUUCCAGGGGACUGCUGAUGCAGUGAGGCAGUAUUUGUGGCUAUUUGAAGAGCAUAAUGUUCUAGAGUACCUAAUCCUUGCUGGAGAUCAUUUAUACCGAAUGGAUUAUGAGAGAUUUGUUCAAGCUCAUAGAGAAACUGAUGCUGACAUCACUGUAGCAGCUUUACCAAUGGAUGAAAAACGUGCAACUGCGUUUGGACUAAUGAAGAUUGAUGAAGAAGGGCGUAUAAUUGAAUUUGCAGAAAAACCAAAAGGAGAGCAACUAAAAGCUAUGAAAGUUGAUACCACAAUCUUAGGGCUUGAUGAAGAGAGAGCUAAAGAGAUGCCUUAUAUUGCUAGUAUGGGAAUAUAUGUUGUCAGCAAAGAUGUAAUGUUGGAUUUGCUGAGGGAUAAGUUUCCUGGAGCUAAUGAUUUUGGAAGUGAAGUUAUCCCUGGUGCAACUUCUAUUGGCCUAAGAGUACAAGCUUACCUUUAUGAUGGCUAUUGGGAAGAUAUUGGUACCAUUGAGGCCUUUUACAAUGCCAAUUUGGGAAUCACAAAAAAGCCAAUCCCAGAUUUCAGCUUUUAUGAUCGAUCAUCCCCGAUUUACACUCAACCUCGAUACCUACCUCCUUCCAAGAUGCUUGAUGCUGAUGUCACCGAUAGUGUUAUUGGUGAAGGGUGUGUCAUUAAGAACUGCAAGAUUCAUCAUUCGGUUGUUGGUCUUCGAUCUUGCAUAGCUGAAGGUGCAGUAAUUGAAGAUUCAUUGCUGAUGGGAGCAGAUUAUUACGAGACGGAUGCUGAUAGGGAGCUUCUUGCUGCGAAAGGUAGUGUUCCAAUUGGUAUUGGGAAGAAUACUCAUAUCAAAAGAGCGAUUAUUGACAAGAAUGCACGCAUAGGAGACAAUGUUAAGAUUAUAAACACCGAUAAUGUUCAAGAAGCAGCAAGGGAAACAGAUGGGUACUUUAUAAAAAGCGGGAUCGUUACAGUUAUCAAAGACGCGUUGAUUCCUUCUGGCAGCAUAAUCUAGACAUGAGGUACAUUAUGAUAUGAUGUUUUGAUGAAGAGGAAGUGUACCACGAUAUGAAAUGUAAAAAUUCCAUUUUAAUUGAAUAAAAAAGUAAAACCCCAUAGACUCUCCUCUUCUUUACUUCCCUUGUAGCUGAUGAGGUUAAGUGAGUUUGGAUGUUGUCAUGUAAUACCGGUUAAUACUGUAUCUGUGCUUUAGCAGUUGUACAUUUCAUGUUCC